CCGCGGUUUAAAAAUAGAAUGACAGUUGUAGCCGUUAUUGAUGUUUUGAGACUUGAGUUAGAUGUUUAAAAUAUUUUAUUUUAUUUAAAUUUUCCAUUGAAAUGUUUUGUUAGGAAUUGUAAUUAGUUUAUUUAACUUAAAUAAAGUUAUUUAGGGUAUUGAAAGAAUGGGUAGUAAUAUUAGUAAAACGGGAAAUGAAACAGCUGCUCAAGCGCAAAAAAACGAUCUGGACAAGGACAUUGGCGGCAAUCCUGAUCCUCGGUCUCCAACUCCAGAAAUAACUCGAACUCCAUUACAGAAUAAAACGGGAUCAAAACAUAAUAUUACGAAGAAUGUGGACUUGCGAAAGACGUUUGAAAGUAAUAAUGGUGACACAAAGCUUAUUCACAACAAUCCAAUUCUCUCCGCUGUCAUUAAAAAUCACUUGCAGUCUUUUGAUCCAAGGUCUCCAACUCAAGAUUUUGAAAGAACUCCCAUUGUGAUUAAUACCAAAACUGAUAAUUUAAACGGUGACCAUUAUAUAUGUGGAGUAGAUAAUUUUGGUAGCCCCAGUCUUCCAAAUGACUCAUUUGUUAAUAAUAAUGAUGAGACAUUACCAAAGAUAAGCCCAGAAUUAAUUCCAAAAAAUCUUUGUAAUGAAUUUCAUGAUUUAAGCCUGGACGAAAGUUUAAAAAAUGAGGAACCGCUGGGGUCAUCAACUGCGUCGAAUGAAGCAUUAGAGAACCACAUUUCCAAAGAGGAACAUAGGCCAACACAAUUACUAGAAACAAAUUUUGAUUAUGUUGAAGAUGAAAUCCAAGAAUAUAGAGAAACAGCCUGUGAUUCAAAUGUAAAACAGGAAAUUGAUAUUAAAAACAAUCCACUAUUUAAGAUUCUUAAUGAAGAUCCACGUUCACCAUCUGUGGGAAUAGAAAGAACACCCAUAGUUGUGGUUAAUGUUGAAAACAAUUCUAUUGAAAACAGUAUUGAAGAAAUGUCGGAUGAUUUACUAAUUAAAGCAUUACAGAACACAAAUGUACAAAUGGAACCAACAAUUAUUGAUAAUAAAAGUUCAGAUGGAAUCCUUAUUUACGAAGAUGAAUCCACUGCAUUAAAUGACACACCCAAAAAAUCAAAAUCUGCAAGUAACAGUGGUUCUAGAACUCCCCUAUCUUGUAUGAGAAAUAAAACUGAUGCAAACCAUGGCAGAUCAAAGUCAGCAAACACAUUAUAUGACCCCAAGACGCAAAAAGUAAUUACUAAAAUACCAAAACGAGCAUCUCAUAUUCCUCGACUUAAAUCAUUGUCUAAACAAGCUAAAAGUGUUUCAAGAGGAAGUAGUAUUUCAUUGAAGAAUUCUGCAAUAAGUGGUGAUUGUGAAAACACACCACCACAAUCACAUCGUGAUAGAUGGGACAAAGAGAGCAGCAUUGUGCUUUAAGUAUUUUUUUUAUAUUACAGGAUGACAUUUGAAGGUAAAUUAGUAUUACAUUAUGUUUAUUUCUAUUAUGACAUUGGAUUACUACUCAAUAUUUAAUAGUGUGUCAC
Messenger RNA from Zerene cesonia (dogface butterfly), 1527 nucleotides. RefSeq lists its product as uncharacterized. The record is from RefSeq and is a predicted model, not a curated record. The transcript is spliced from 2 exons. Bases 167 to 1420 code for a protein of 417 amino acids. Lineage: Eukaryota; Metazoa; Arthropoda; Insecta; Lepidoptera; Pieridae.